UCCCCUCGAGGCGUCAGCCACGGAUGGUGGCCGCGCGAGGAGCCCUCGGCCAGCACCAUGAGGCCGACGGCGCAAAGGCGGGCCAGCCUCUCGGCCAACAUGAAGUUCGGGGUCUGUCAGAAGUGCUGCCGGAGCCCCAAGGACGUGGACCUCUUCAUCCCCUUCUCUCAGGAGAAGCUGGUCAAGCGGUGGAGCUCCCUGGACAAUUUGGCCGACCGGGCCCAGGACGGCGAUGACCUUCCCCACCUGGGCGAUCCGCGUUUCUUGUCCCUGAACGUCGGGGGCCAGCACUUCCACAUCGCCCUCCCAGCGGCGGCCAGGUACCCGCUCACCAGGAUCGGGCGUCUGGCCACCUGCACGGACCCCGUGAAGCGUCUGGCCCUGUGCGACGACUACUCGGUGCCGAGGAAGGAGUACUUCUUCGACCGGGACCCUCUCGUCUUCCACUACGUCUUCCACUUCUACCGCAGCGGCGUCUUGUGGCUCCUGACGGAGUUCUGCUCGUCCAGCUUCCUGGAGGAGAUGGACUACUGGGGGAUCCACCUGAAGUACGCCCAGCGGUGCUGCCGGAGCCUCUUUGAGGAGCGGCACGACGAGAUGGUGGAGCACCUGAAGAUCCAGCGGGAGCUGGAGGCCGAGAUGGAGACGGGGGAGAAGGGGGAGCAGUUUGAGGGGAAGUGCCUGGGAAGGUUCCGGAAGGCCAUCUGGAACCUGAUCGAGAACCCGUACUCCUCCACCCUGGCUAAGAUCACGGCCAUCUUGUCCAGCCUGUGCGUCCUGCUCUCGGUGGUGGGCAUGUCCCUCAGCACGGUGAAGGAGAUGCAGGGCACGAGCAGCAAGCGCUGCCUGGAGGGCCUGGAGACGGCCUGCGCCGCCUUCUUCACCCUGGAGUACCUCCUGCGCCUGGCCUCCACCUCCAGCCUGCAGCAGUUCCUCCGGGCGGCCUUCAGCGCCAUCGACCUGGUCUCCAUCCUGCCCUUCUACAUCCAGGUGGCCGUCGAGUCGCUGGGCGAGGAGGACGCCAAGGACGCCGAGGAGCUGCACCAGAUGCGCAACGUGGGCAAGCUGGGCAAGAUCCUGAAGCUGAUCAAGCUGAUGCGCAUCUUCCGCAUCCUGAAGCUGGCCCGCCACUCCACGGGCCUGAGGUGCUUCGGCUUCACCCUGCGGCAGUGCUGCCAGCCGGUCUGCUGCCUCCUCCUCUUCAUCGCCAUGGGCAUCUUCACCUUCUCCGCCCUCAUGCACUCCGUCGAGCACGACGUCCCCGGCACCAACUUCACCAGCAUCCCCGACGCCUGGUGGUGGGCGGCCGUGAGCCUCUCCACGGUGGGCUACGGGGACACGGUGCCGGACACCUUCCUGGGCAGGGUGGUGGCCUUCGGCUGCAUCAGUUUCGGGAUCAUCCUCAACGGGAUGCCCAUCUCCAUCCUCUACAACAAGUUCUCCGACUACUACGCCAAGCUCAAGUCCCACGAGAACAAGGCCAGCGUGGCCCUGAAGACGCCCCGGAAGUACAACCUCCAGGAGAGGCUCUGGAGGAGGGUGAAGCGGUGCUGCUGA
Pseudonaja textilis is the source of this 1557-nucleotide messenger RNA. Its product is annotated as potassium voltage-gated channel subfamily V member 2-like. The record is from RefSeq and is a predicted model, not a curated record. NCBI's taxonomy places the organism in Eukaryota, Metazoa, Chordata, Lepidosauria, Squamata, Elapidae. Gene Ontology annotation, biological process: action potential; protein homooligomerization; potassium ion transmembrane transport. Gene Ontology annotation, cellular component: membrane; voltage-gated potassium channel complex. Gene Ontology annotation, molecular function: delayed rectifier potassium channel activity.